AUGAAGCAGGACUUCAGACUGAGGAGUAACCAUGGUAACACUGUCUCCUCAGUGGUGGACCGGCAGGGCUGCGACCCCAGCACUCGUUUCCUGGUUCCCCCCCGGAGCGUCCACUGGGUGGCGCUGCUGCAGAGAGGCAACUGCACCUUCAAAGAGAAGAUCCUGAAGGCGGCCGCCUACAACGCCACGGCCGUCCUCAUCUACAACAACUCCACUGACAAGACCGUCAAGAUGGGACACGAAGGUACUGGUGACACGGUGGCAGUGAUGAUCACUGAGGCGUACGGUAAGGAGAUCCUGGCUCACCUGGAGCGGAACCUGACGGUCCUGGUCUCUGUGGUGGUGGGUCAACGUGGUCCCACCAAAAACAUCAACCGAGGCUCGCUGGUCUUCGUCUCCAUCUCCUUCAUCGUCCUCAUGAUCAUCUCGUCAGCCUGGCUCAUCUUCUACUUCAUCCAGAAGAUCCGCUACACCAGCGCCCGCGACCGCAGCCAGCGACGUCUCGGCGAUGCAGCAAAAAAAGCGAUCGGGAAGUUGACCACGAGGACGGUGAAGAAAGGAGACAAGGAAACUGAUCCAGACUUCAACCACUGUGCGGUGUGUAUCGAAGCGUACCAGCUGAAUGAUGUGGUUCGAAUCCUGCCCUGCAAACACGUCUUCCAUAAAGUGUGUGUGGACCCCUGGCUGAACGAACACUGCACCUGUCCAAUGUGCAAACUGAACAUCCUGAAAGCUCUGGGAAUCAUGACCAGUCUUCCUUGUGUGGACAGCGUGGUGUUGGACGUGGAGCGUCUGGGUGUCGGUCAGGCGUCUGGCAGCCAGAGGGCGCCGCUGGGCGACAGCAACCAGCCGUCCAUCAGCCUGGAGCCGCUCAGCCCCCCCCACCCUGAGGCCACGCCCAGAACACCUGCUGACAUCACAAUCGCCGUGACCAGCGGCGGUCACUUCUUCAACAGAAACUCAAUGUCUCCUCGCAGCGUCGUCUGUGAGAUGGAGCUGCCGGACAUCCAGGCUUCGCUCGACCUCUACGACGACAAUAAGUCCUGAGGCCUGUCGCCAUGGUUACGACCCCCCAGCACCAACACCAGUCCACCUGCUGAUGGACAGAUGGCCUUCUAUGGAUGCAGGGAGUCUCUGUUUUCUGCUGGGGGGUCUGAUAGGGACGAUCCAGGCAGACACUUAACCAUCAUCUAUUCCACCAGACUUUCUUCAGACUGAACCAAUCCUGGUUUCGAACCUGGUCUCAGUUUAGACCGGUUACACUCAUGUUUUUUUUUUCUUCCAGUAGACGAAAACUGGAGGAACCAGAGCUGGUUGCUGGAUCAUUCAAAACAAAUACCCCAGAGAACUGACCUCCAGAACCAAAACAUGAACUAUGAUCCUGUGGUCUAACUGGAGGUACUGUUACUGUUGUGUUCCAGAGCUUUUGGAAAAGUUCUAAAAUCCUUAAAAGUGCUCUUGUGUUCCUGGAAAACGGUUCCUGGAUUCCUUGAAUAGUUCCUGAUUUCCUCAAACGGUUCUGUCAAAGGUUCCUGGCAAACUAAAACAACUUGGGAAAACUUGUUGAGUUUCAUUCAAGAGUCUUAAGGGCGUCCUAAGUUUCUUAAGGUUCUAACUUCCGAACAAGGUUCCUGGGUUCCUAAAAGGCUUCCCCCAAAUUUUCUGAAUCAUAAAUAGGUUCCUUUAAUAGUUCCAGAGACCCGAGAAGAGUUUCCUGGGUUCCCACUGCAGUUUGUCAGUCUAUGAGGACAUUUUUAAAUUCCAUAAUGGUUUUCUGGAUGUGUUCCUGUGCUGCUAAAAAGGUUACCUCAAAUGUUUUGGAUCCUAAAGGGCUCUUUGGUGGUGGAUUUGCUCCUGAAAAAGUUUUUGAGAUCCAGAAAUGGUUCCUUGAAAAGUUUGUGAGUGCCUAAAAAGGUUCCUGUGGUCUGGAAAAGGUAUCUGAGGUCUCCUAGAAGUGUUGCAUGGCCCCUAGAAAUCCUAUAGGGUUUGUGGACAGUGUUUCUUAAAAAGUUCCCGAUUUGUUUAAAAGGUUCUUGCAUUACUCAAAAGGUGCCUGGGUUUCUGGAAAAGUUGAUGAGCUCAAAAGGUUCUGGAAAUAUUUCUGAAGUCUUAAAAAUGUUCUUGAGUUUUAAAGAAAAAAAACAAAAACAAGUUCCUAAAAAUGUUCUUGGAAAACCUCCUGAGUGCCUAGAAAGGUUCCUGGAAAGGUUCUGAACGUCUUACAGGGGUUUUUGUGUUCCUGAUGAAGUCUCUAAGCCCAUUAAAAAGGUUCCAUGGGAAGCA
Molecule: messenger RNA, 2283 nt
Organism: Stegastes partitus (bicolor damselfish)
Lineage: Eukaryota; Metazoa; Chordata; Actinopteri; Pomacentridae
Gene: rnf130
Product: ring finger protein 130
Exons: 8
Coding region: 1-1047 (348 amino acids)
Source: RefSeq, a predicted model, not a curated record